CUUCAGCUCAAAGCAACGUCUUAUGAUUUAUAAUAUAUUACAGACAUAAAAAGGGAAUAGCCCAUUUUCUCAUCAUGUUAGCAUUUUUAUAAGCUAUGUAUACAUAUAAAAUAUUUUCAAUAUUUUCUUGUUUCAAUCGAUCUUGUCAAUUAUCGAUAAAUUGUGUAACGUGUUGGGUAGCAUGACUCCAUGAGUCUGAAAAUAAAUAGUGAUACACAUUUGAUUAAUGAUAUUAACAUAUUGUGUCAUAGUCGCAUAAUUUUCGUAAGAUCAAAGAUAUCUAACCGGCUUUUACAGUGGUUCAGUUAAAUCGAGUGCAUGAGAUCGCGUUGAAUUGAACCGGUGAUACGUGUAUUGUUUUGAGAUGAAGGCCGAAGAUGAAACGUGGAAAUCAUUGUUUCCAAUAUGUAUCAAUGCAAUAAUGUCUGUGAGUGCGUAUUAUUUGACUGUUUACUUAAUUCCGAGGAUAAAAUCCAUGUUCGUCAAAGCUAACCUCUACGGUAUCGACAUGAGCAAAAAGAGCAGUGACAAAGUACCAGAGGCUAUAGGUGUUGUUACUGGAUGUGUAUUUCUCAUAAUAAUGUUUCUAUUCAUUCCUGUACCAUUUACAGAUUAUAUAUUUAGAAAUGAAAAUUUUCCACAUGACAAGUUUGUUGAAUUUUUGGCUGCUUUACUAUCCAUAUGUUGCAUGCUACUAUUGGGUUUUGCUGAUGAUGUCCUGGAUCUUCGUUGGCGACACAAGUUAUUUUUACCCACUAUAGCAUCUUUACCAUUACUGAUGGUUUAUUAUGUUAACUUUAAUUCCACGAUGGUUAUUAUUCCAAAACCAUUGAGACCAUGGUUUGGUUUUUCACUAGAUUUAUGGAUAUUUUAUUACGUAUAUAUGGGAAUGCUGGCUGUAUUUUGUACAAAUGCUAUAAACAUACUGGCUGGCGUAAACGGUUUGGAGGUUGGACAGAGCUUAAUCAUUGCCACAAGCAUUCUCAUCUUCAACAUCUUAGAAUUAUCUGGCAGUCAAUGGAAGGCCCAUCAAUUUUCAAUGUACUUUAUGCUGCCAUACAUAGCCACCUCUCUUGCAUUAUUUAAAUUUAAUUGGUAUCCGUCGCAGGUUUUUGUAGGCGAUACAUUCUGCUACCUGUCCGGAAUGACUUUUGCCGUAGUCGGUAUUAUAGGACACUUCAGUAAAACGACCCUGCUGUUUUUUAUUCCGCAAAUAAUCAAUUUUCUAUACAGUGUGCCACAGCUUUUUCAUUUUAUACCAUGCCCUAGGCAUAGAUUACCAAAAUACAAUAAAGAAACGAAUAAAUUGGAGCCUAGUAUAACUGUAUUUUAUAAAUCAGAACUGAAUAGCAUAGGAAAACUAUUGAUGUGGAUACUAAAAACAUUUAGACUGGUGAAGUGGCAAGAAGACAGGAAAGGCACUGUAACUUGCAACAAUCUAACUUUGAUUAAUUUUAUACUGAUCAAUCUUGGUCCGUUGAGAGAACCAACGCUUACGUCAAUUUUGAUAAUAAUUCAGAUUAUUAGCAGCAUGAUGGCGUUUGUUAUUAGAUAUCCCCUGGCUUCCAUAUUUUAUGAUGUUUAAAUAAGCGUAAGAUUCAAUUUAUUCUUAAGUAUAAAAUGUGAUGUACAUAUUAAAAGGUAGUAAUUGUUUAUAUAAAAUUACUAUUC
Molecule: messenger RNA, 1671 nt
Organism: Linepithema humile (Argentine ant)
Lineage: Eukaryota; Metazoa; Arthropoda; Insecta; Hymenoptera; Formicidae
Gene: Alg7
Product: Alg7 dolichyl-phosphate N-acetylglucosaminephosphotransferase
Biological process (GO): dolichol-linked oligosaccharide biosynthetic process; protein N-linked glycosylation
Cellular component (GO): membrane
Molecular function (GO): UDP-N-acetylglucosamine-dolichyl-phosphate N-acetylglucosaminephosphotransferase activity
Source: RefSeq, a predicted model, not a curated record